Molecule: messenger RNA, 849 nt
Organism: Kwoniella mangroviensis CBS 8507
Lineage: Eukaryota; Fungi; Basidiomycota; Tremellomycetes; Tremellales; Cryptococcaceae
Exons: 3
Coding region: 1-849 (282 amino acids)
Source: RefSeq, a predicted model, not a curated record
AUGAAAUUGACCGCUACUUUGCUCCUUCUCGCUUCUCUCGCGACUUCGGGAUUCGCCAAGAUAGCCGCUGGAUCGGGUGACUUCGCUGUCACUAUCAAUGGCAAGACCUACAACCCUGACGCGGGGAAGAGUGCCAAACCCGAUAAACUCUCUACUUGUACGGGCGCGAUCCAAGUUAGAGGUGUACACGUAGGGUACGAUAUAGAUUGCGCUACGCUCGAGGUCAAAGAUUAUACUCUUACUGGUGCUCUUGAUGCUAAACGAAUGGUGAAUCGACCAACUAUCAUCUUCUCAUCCAAAACACCCGUAUUGUCCUCGGCGCAAUUGAAGGGAACUACGAUCGCAGAUUUCGAUCUUCGAGAUGACGGCUUCAACAUCAUCUUCAAGACUGGUGCAGGAAAGUUCAAGAUCCAAUCCAAAGACGGUGCACAAGGUGGUAUCUUUCAGAUGGAAACUGAAUUCGCCAAUAACGUAGAUUUCGUACAUACCCUUGGACCUGAAUUGUUCUACUUUAAGAAUGCUGUUACGGGUAAAAUCAACUUUGGUAACGGUGUAUCUGCCGAUCCGACUCAUAAGAUGUUGUUAGGUAAAGACUCCCCUCAAGUCGCCACAAAGACCUACCAAGAUGGUCGCAUCACCAAAUGGAGUGUCGCUCCCGGUGGUCGACUAGGUGGUGUACUAGGUGAAGACUCUACCGAGCUGGGAGCGGGUGCUUCCAACUGUACUUCAGAUUGUCAAGCUCAAAAUAGGAUCAACGGAUCCAUCCCACCUACUCAGGAUCCCGUUGACCCACAACCUCUUCCUGGAGCCAAGCGGGGCGUCCGGGCUGUUAUUUACAGAGAUGAUUAG